UCAAUUAUGAUAAAAGUAACACGUUAAGUAACCGAUCAAUUCAAGAUGAAGCAUCAUAUGUAAACACGGCAACAGAACAAUUACAGAACGCGAUGAAUUCUCUUGCUCAUUUCAAGGAAAUUGUUUCGAAAUUUAACGUGCCUUCACAAUUGCAAAUGAAUACGUCGUGCUCUACCCCAACCCCAAAGAUGGAACAUAAGAAAACGCGCACAUCAAAUUUAAGACAACCAUCUUUCUCUUCGCGCUUGAAACCACCCGUUCAAAGACGCUUAACUUCUACGGAAACGGUUCGCCACACGACGAAUAAUUACUCUGAGGAUAAUAAAUAUGCAUCUAACUUGUCUAAUUCAAAACUUUUACGCACACCUUCUGCUAGACCAAAAAAAUGA
Molecule: messenger RNA, 389 nt
Organism: Racocetra persica
Lineage: Eukaryota; Fungi; Glomeromycota; Glomeromycetes; Diversisporales; Gigasporaceae
Source: the annotation of a GenBank genome assembly